CACAGCACCACGGAGAUGACAGUCCAGCUGCUGCGCUUCGCAGACCUCAUCAACUGCGAUAUCCAGAGGUACUUCGGCAAGAAGAGCAAGGAGGAGGAUCCUGAUGCCUGCGAGAUCUACGAGGACAGGCUCUCCUCUGUGGGCCGGUCGGGGCGCGAGCUCUACUACGCAGACCUGAUGAGGGUGGCUCAGAGCAGGGGCCGCGAGGAGGAGGGGGAGGAGGAGGAGGAGGAACUCCCCCACGCCCUGAGAGCCCUCUGCAGCCAGGACAGCAUCCAGCAGCUGGGGCCCCUGGCGGAACUCUUCAGCGUCGGGCUGCGGAGGUAUGUGAAGCCGGGGGGCACCGAGCACGCGCGGAGGCAGAAGGGGGAGCGCAGGCACGGCCAGGGGGUGCCCAUGUGCAAGCGCAGGCUGCCCCCCUCCUUCUGGGCAGAGCCAACCCCGCACCCCCCCGCCUGCCUGCUCAGCACCACCAACACCCCUGACUUCAGCGACCUGCUGGCCAACUGGACUUGCGAGAGCAGCCAGGAGCUGCAGGGGGUGAGCAGCACAAACUCUCCCAGGCAGCAGACGCUGGAGACUGCACACUAUCACAUAGCGUAGCCCAGCCUGGCCUGGAUUUAUAAUGUACUGGACAUUAUUAGAUUAUUUUUUUAAACUGUUGACCAAAAAACCUACCCAGAUUGUAUACGUGAGAUAUAACUUAAUAAUACAUGUGUGUUUUACAAAUGCCUCCCUUUCAGGGUUAUGUCCAGCUGCUUGAGCAUUGUUCUAGUGCAUGUACCGCGCAGUGUUUGUGUGUGUGUGUUUUAAGUGCUGUAUGCAUGUGAGAAGUACGCCUGGGAACAUGACUAUAUGUUGUUUAAAAAUAAAACGGUUCUCCUGCCAUUCCAGUCAGGAUGAUGUCAAUGUUCCUGCAUUGCUGGUGAAUGAUCUAGAGUUACUUCACAUAGAGCAGGGGAGGAGGGGCAGAGCUACAGUACAGCAGGGCAAGAUGGGCAAGGUGAAGAGGCUGUCGAUCCCCACUUUUCACAGUGAAAGACAAUGGCACACCACCAGUGUGUGCAGCAGCAAACAGUCCCUGCAGAGCUGGAAAAGGUGAUAAUGAUCGGGAUUAGGAGAGCAAACACACUGCGUCUCAUUGCAGCCGGCUAUCAAUGCAGCGCUGCAUGUACUUGGAGCUGAAUUGCAGGGGAAGGCAAGGAUCUACUCUUUGCACUGUUAAAAUAGCAGUGAGACACUCACAGCCCUCGCCGCUGCACAUUUUGGCCAAUUCAUUUUAAGCAAUCAAAGCAGAUACAGUAAAACCCAAAGAGAACAGCAAAGAGCUGAGCGCACUGAAGCUGACCAGAGAAGACUUGUCAAUGAAACAGGAUCACUGACUGAUAAAAUACUGAAUACAUGUACUUGGAGGCUGUGUGGUCCAGUGGUUAAAGAAACAGGCUUGUAACCAGGAGGUCCCCGGUUCAAAUCCCACCUCAGCCUCUGACUCAUUGUGUGACCCUGAGCAAGUCACUUCACCUCCUUGUGCUCCGUCUUUCGGGUGAGACGUAAUUGUAAGUGACUGCAGCUGAUGCAUAGUUCACACACCCUAGUCUCUGUAAGUCGCCUUGGAUAAAGGCGUCUGCUAAAUAAACAAAUAAUAAAUAAUAAUGUACUUAAAUACUGAAUAAAUAACCCCACACUGCACCCACCCUGCUGUCUUAAUGUUAUUUAGGAUGGUUUGUCAAAAUUUCCAAAGGCUUUUUCUGCAAACAACAUGCAUGUUACAUAAAUAGAACGUAGGAAAGCAAAAGCCAAUUGUCUGAGUAGAAUAAAUCGAUUGUAAUGAUCCAGAAGUAGACAAGCAGCUUGGUUUGAGGAAGGCAUCGUUCAUGUACUUUCUUUCUAGCUUUAUUCCCGUUGGUGAUUUCCAUGUGCUUGUGUACAAGCUGUUUAAUCAGCCCCUACACAAACAGCCUUAUCAGGCUCGUGCUUCAACCCCUGCUCAAAAAUAAAAAUAAAAAAAAC
Molecule: messenger RNA, 2010 nt
Organism: Acipenser ruthenus (sterlet)
Lineage: Eukaryota; Metazoa; Chordata; Actinopteri; Acipenseriformes; Acipenseridae
Product: protein PERCC1
Exons: 1
Coding region: 16-603 (195 amino acids)
Source: RefSeq, a predicted model, not a curated record